Malus domestica (apple) is the source of this 2502-nucleotide messenger RNA. Its product is annotated as heterogeneous nuclear ribonucleoprotein 1-like. Gene Ontology annotation, biological process: regulation of translation. Lineage: Eukaryota; Viridiplantae; Streptophyta; Magnoliopsida; Rosales; Rosaceae. Gene Ontology annotation, molecular function: mRNA binding. The record is from RefSeq and is a predicted model, not a curated record.
AGCCUAAAGAAAUAGAAAAAAAUAGAAAAGCUGAAAAUCAUGAGCUUCCCAUUUCCGUAGUGCCUAUAUAUCCAUCACAGACCUUCAAUGUCCUCCAUUUCUCUCUCCCAAACCUCUCCUUCUCUCUCCAGAAAGACACAUUUUUUAAUCUGGUAAUACUCAUCUGUUUGAUAACUGAAUUUGCAUUUGUUAAUCACCAUUGAAAGAACAAACAAAAGGAUUGGAGGAGGGAUAUAUGGAGAGGAGGUUGAACAUGCCCUCUGUUCUUAUUUUUACUGUACCUCCUCUCAGAUCUUAAUUUUCUGCAGGAUUUGGCAUCUGGGUUUUCAUUAAUCUGCCGGUGUGCUUAAUUCUGGGUCCAGUAUUUGAUCGGUGAAGGAUCGGAUGUUUCUAAAUUGAAUCCAGGAAUACUUGUUUUUGAAUCGAAAUUACAAUCUGUGUUCUUAGGAUUUCAAAAAUAAGAGAAAAUGCAAUCCGACAGUGGUAAGUUGUUUAUCGGCGGCAUAUCUUGGGAUACAAAUGAGGAGCGGCUGAAAGAGUAUUUCAGCAGCUUCGGGGAGGUGGUAGAGGCUGUGAUCAUGAAGGAUCGGACCACAGGCCGUGCUCGUGGGUUUGGUUUUGUAGUAUUUUCUGACCCAGCUGUGGCGGACAAUGUUAUAAUGGAGAAGCACAACAUCGGUGGAAGGAUGGUUGAGGCAAAGAAGGCUGUUCCCAGGGAUGACCAGAAUAUUUUGGGUAGAAGCAGUGGCAGCAUCCAGGGUUCUCCAGGUCCAGGUCGCACAAGAAAGAUUUUUGUUGGAGGUUUAGCAUCCACUGUCACGGAGAGUGACUUCAAGAAGUACUUUGAACAGUUUGGAACAAUCACGGAUGUUGUGGUGAUGUAUGAUCACAACACCCAGAGGCCGAGAGGCUUUGGAUUCAUCACUUACGAUUCUGAGGAUGCAGUGGACAAGGUUUUGCUUAAGACAUUUCAUGAACUGAAUGGGAAAAUGGUUGAGGUCAAGCGAGCAGUUCCGAAGGAGUUAUCACCUGGUCCCAGUCGCAGCCCUCUUGGAGGAUACAACUAUGGUCUGAGUAGGGUCAAUAGCUUCCUUAAUGGCUACACUCAGGGGUAUAAUCCAAGUACAGUUGGAGGCUAUGGACUUGGAAGAUACAGUCCAGUUGCAGGUGGUCGAACUGGAUUUCCUCCAUAUGGUUCUGGUUAUGGAAUUGGUAUCAAUUAUGAGCCAGGUUUGAGCCCAGGAUUUGGUGGAAAUGCAAACUUUAAUAGUACUAUGAGCUACGGGCGGGGUUUGAGUCCUUAUUAUAUCAAUGUUUCAAAUAGGUUUAGCAGCCCCAUUGGGUAUGAUGGCAAUAAUGGAGGAAACACAUCUUCGUUUUUCAGCUCAGAGACUCAGAACUUGUGGGGGAAUGGGAAUGGGAAUGGGAAUGGGGGUGGUCUUAAUUAUGGAACAAACUCCACAAAUGGCAAUGCUUACAUUGGAUCAGGAAGUGGGACCAUUGGAGGACGUACGUUUGGAAAUUCUGGAGCUAAUUGGCCUUCUUCAGCAAUGUCAGCUCAAGGCGGAGGAAAUAAUGUUACUAACAAUAGCAGGAAUCUUGGUUACGGAGUCAGGGAUAGCAGUUACGGUCUGGGAAGUGGAGGGUAUGGAAGAAACAGUGGUGCAAGUGUGGCCCCAACGUCUUCAUUUGCUGCAUCAAAUGGUGGUGGUUUUGAUGGUUCCUUGGCUGACUUUUACAGUAGUAAUUCCGUUUAUGGAGACCCUACUUGGAGAUCAUCAAAUUCUGAUCAAGAUGGACCUGGUCCCUUUGGUUAUGGGCUUGGCAGAGCAGCCUCUGAUGUUUCAGCUAAAAGUUCUCCUGGUUAUGUUGGUGGUUAUAGUGUUAAUAAGAGACAGCCAAAUACAGGAAUUGCUGCCUAGGAUCGUCAUUUCUGAUAUCACGACACUGUAGGUGAAGAUAAUGAAGCAGGUGAAUUGUGAAUUUUGCGCACCACCGCCAUUUAUAUAUUACAGCAAGAGAAAUUUGGUUAGUAAGAGCUAACUGGGAGUGGCUGUUUUGAAGAAGUCAAAUUUAGUGUUAGAGGUUAAAAAAAUGGGUUUUGUGUUAAUUCUGUGAGUUUUGAGUUACGAUUUUAGGUUUUUUGUUUUGGUCUUUGAGUGAGAUGUAAAACCAGAUUGCGGGAUAUAGUCACAAGUGUAUCAUGCAUCUCCGGUGAGGCGACGAUACCCAAAAGAAAAAGAGGAAAAACCAAAAAAAUCAAAAGAGAGAGACUGAUACAUUUUUUUUUCCCUCUAGAAUUUUAUCUGUACAAUCUCCUGGCCAAGUUGUGGGUUCUGGUAAGGGAUGGCUUUUUUUUCUUUUUUUUUUUCAUUCAUUUUUUUUUUUUUUUACCAUCAUUUGGUUUGUUUUUACUGUACCUGAGAUUAAUGUUGAUUUAAUAUUAGUGUGAAACAUUUGAAGGGUUACCCAUGAAUAAGUGAUCGCAUAUUCUGAUUCUUA